AUGAUAACUGUUGUUCAUAUACUUGCAUAUGGUUGUGCAAUUGAUCACUAUGAUGAGUAUAUUAAAAUCGGCGAGAGUACUGCCAUUAAGUGUUUGAAGGCAUUUUGUAAUGCUAUUGUUAUUGUGUAUACAGAGGAGUAUAUGCGUCCACCUGACGAAGCCGACAUAGCACGGCUGCUUGAAGAAGGGGAGCAAAGAGGAUUUUUGGAUAUGCUUGGUUCUAUCGACUGUAUGUACUGGGAGUGGAAGAAUUGCCCAGUGGAGUGGCACGACACACAUAGGGGACGCUUUGUUAAGGAUACUUUCAUAUUGGAAGCAGUUGCCUCACAAGAUUUAGGCAAAGAUGCACGUACCGCGUUCACUGACUACCUCUACACCAACCUUGUGGAUGCAGGAAUUCACACGUUUGGAGAUGAUGAUGAGCUUCGCAUUGGAGAGAAGAUUGGUCCUGAGCUUCUCAAGGAAAUAGAGCACUCAAAGAUAUCCAUCCCAGUCUUUUCCAAAGGCCAUGCUUCAAACUUUAGGGCAAAUGAUAUUACCCAUAAGCAGACUGGGAGUUAUGAAAAGGCCUUCCGGGAGCACAAGAAGCAUUUUGAUAGUGCUACUGUGGAUGGGUGGAAGGAAGCAUUGAGGGAGGUUGGAGAACUGAAGGGAUGGGAAGUGAACAAAGUUGCUGACGGGCAUCAAGGAAGAGUAAUAAAGAUGGUUGUUUCAAAGGUAUGGGGAGAGUUGAAAAGGAACUCAUUGGUUGUAAAUGAAUGCUUAGUUGGAAUUGACUAUCAUGUAGAAGAAAUGAUGAAAUUGUUGAGUAUUAAUUCCAGUGAUACAAGGAUUGUGGGGAUCCAUGGCAUGGGAGGAAUUGGCAAGACCACCAUAGCCAAGGUUAUACUCUCCCAACAUUCUGAAUUAUGUUGCUUCCUUGCAGAUGUUAGGGAAACAGCACAGCAACACAAUGGUCUUGUUAAUUUGCAAAACCAACUUAUAUCUAACAUCUUAAAACGGAAUUGUUCUGACAUUAGUACUAUGGAUGAAGGAACUAAUGUAAUCAAAGAUGGAUUUUCUGGGAAGAAAGUUCUUGUUGUCAUUGAUGAUGUCGAUCAAAUAAUUCAUCUUCGUGCGCUUGUGGGAAAGGGUGAUUGGUUUCGUUCAGGAAGUAGGAUAAUCGUCACAACCAGAAACAAAGAUAUUCUAAAUCUGCCUGAGGUAGAUUGGACUUAUGAACCAAAGGAAUUGGAUUCUAAUCAAUAUCUUCAACUUUUCUGCAUGCUUGUUUUAAGACGGGACCAUCCCUCAGAAGGCUAUGAUACUCUCUCUAAAGAUGUUGUGUCCACUACUGGAGGGUUGCCUUUGGCUCUCGAGAUUAUGGGUUCUUUUUUAUCUGGCAAGGGAAAAGCGGUGUGGAAAGAUACAUUGAAGAAGUUGAAAAGAAUUCCGGAUGGACAAGUGCAGAAGAAGCUAAGAAUAAGUUACGAACCAUUAGAUUAUUUACAACAACAGAUAUUUCUCGACAUUGCAUGUCUUUUCAUUGGAGUGGAUUGA
This is a messenger RNA of Cornus florida, 1539 nucleotides long. Its product is annotated as disease resistance protein RPV1-like. Gene Ontology annotation, biological process: defense response; signal transduction. The transcript has 4 exons. The coding region runs from base 1 to 1539 and encodes 512 amino acids. Lineage: Eukaryota; Viridiplantae; Streptophyta; Magnoliopsida; Cornales; Cornaceae. The record is from RefSeq and is a predicted model, not a curated record. Gene Ontology annotation, molecular function: ADP binding.